CCCACCCUGUCUUUUGUGUCAAAACAUUAGCUGGCUGUUGUCACCAAUUAAUUAUUUAAUUUAAUCAUUUAAGCGCUCUCUGAUUGGUUUGCGCUCGUCUCUAGCUCAGGACCUGGCCAAUGGAGACCCAGGCUUGUUUGUGCAGCUUUCGGUGCGAAAAUAAAAGCAGGAAUCUGCGUUGAAGAGAGAUGUGGAUGCAAAGAAACAAAAGAUUGAGUAUAGUCUACAGCAUAUAGCUGUUAUUUAGUUUUUUUGAGAAUAACAACUAUAGAUUUGAAGACAAAGACAGAGUGGAGAGGCAGGCGACCUUGUUCUUGGUUCCAGACACUCAGGUGACCAGCCCUCCAUUGUUCUACGUGCCCUGUUGUGCCCCUCUUCUACCUGUGAAGAUGGCACCCUCCCUGGCCACAGCCUUCUCCAGGCGCUGGUGGAUGGCUGUGACAGCGGUCAUAGAGAACCUGCUGUUCUCUGCUGUGCUGCUGGGCUGGGGCUCCCUGCUCAUCAUGCUCAAGUCUGAAGGCUUCUACUCCUACCUCUGCAGAGAACCUGGUAACAGCACCAGUCAGAACCAGUCUGAGCCAGUCCAGGCUGGGGAUGCGGAGGGGAUCACCCAGAGCCCCGUGGUGGAGGAGGAGUACCUCCAGAUGAACGGCUGGCCCAUCUGUAAGGACCAGGAUGAGAUGCUGAACCUGGCCUUCACCGUGGGCUCUUUCCUCCUCAGUGCCAUCACCCUGCCCCUGGGCAUUGUCAUGGACAAGUAUGGCCCCCGCAAGCUCCGGCUGCUCGGCAGUACCUGCUUUGCCUUCUCAUGUAUCCUGAUCGCUUAUGGAUCGAGCGACCCCAAGAAUCUGUCCAUCCUCAUAUUCUUUGCUCUGGCACUGAAUGGGUUCGGAGGAAUGUGCAUGACCUUUACUUCCCUCACGCUUCCCAAUAUGUUUGGUGACCUUCGUUCCACCUUCAUCGCUCUCAUGAUUGGAUCGUAUGCAUCCUCCGCUGUCACCUUCCCUGGGAUCAAGGUGAUCUAUGACCUUGGAGCCACCUUCAUCACCAUCCUGCUGGUGUGGGCUGCCUGCGCUGGCCUUGUCUUCAUCAAUUGCUACUUCAACUGGCCCCUGGAGCCCUUCCCUGGACCUGAGGAUAUGGACUACACUGUGAAGAUCAAGUUCAGCUGGCUGGGCUUUGACCAUAAGAUCACUGGAAAGCAGUUCUACCGCCAGGUGACCACGGUGGGGAGACGACUCAGCGUGGGGAACAGCAUGAAGCAAAACCCCACGGAGCUGGCCCAACAGGAGGGCAACAAGCUGUGUCUCUCCACCGUUGACCUGGAGGUCCAGUGCAAGUCCCAGGAGGAAUCCCAGUCCUUCAUGAAGAGUGUCCUGAGUCCUAUCUUCAUGCUCAGCCUGAUCACCAUGUGUGUCACCCAGCUGAGACUCAUCUUCUACAUGGGAGCCAUGAACAACAUCCUGGAGUCGCUGUCCGACAGAGACUUCAGCACAGAGGAGAAGAUGGAAGUAGUGAGUGUGUACACCUCCAUUUUCGGAGUGCUGCAGCUGCUGUGUCUGAUGACCGCUCCGGUGAUCGGGUACAUUAUGGACUGGAAGCUCAAAGAGUGUGAGGAUGAGAACGUGAAGCCGGGCACAAGAGAUCUCACCCAGCCCAAGCGUCGGGACAGACAGAUCCAGAAGAUUACCAACGCCACCCGGGCCUUCAUCUUCACCAACCUGCUACUGAUAGGCUUCGGGGUCACCUGCCUCGUCCCCAGCCUCCCUCUCCAGAUUCUAUCGUUUAUUCUGCACACCAUUGUGAGAGGAUUCAUCCACUCUGCGGUUGGAGGGUUGUAUGCUGCUGUGUACCCGUCGUCUCAGUUUGGCAGUCUGACAGGCAUGCAGUCCCUCAUCAGCGCCCUGUUUGCCCUGCUGCAGCAGCCCCUCUUCAUGGCCAUGAUGGGCCCCCUGAAGGGAGACCCCCUAUGGGUCAACGUGGGCCUGCUGGGGCUGACGGUGCUGGGCUUCUGCCUGCCUCUCUACCUGCUCUGCUACAGCCGCCAGCUCCAACGCCAGAAGCAGGAGCGCGAGGAGGACCCCAAGAUCUACGUCCAGAUCAACAACGGCAGCACGCCCGAGGCCUUCGUCUAGAGAGACAGACUGACGGACGGAGAUUUAUUAUUUUUUUCAACAAAGAGAAGGAGCAACGGAGAGAGUGAGGAGGGGAGAGGUCAAAGGUGUGACUGAACUGUAUGAUGAAUCGCAACCUCACCCACCAACUCCGGUCCCUCUAACCGUCUGCACUUGCACUCAGACGAUACUCUCUCUCUCUCUCACACACACACACACACACACACUUCAAGUCCCUUACAUUCCCCCCUCAGACACACAUACGAACACAUACACACAAGCACUCCACACAUACACAUGACACACACACACAUACACAUACAGUAUAUGAUCACACAUUUACUACUACUAACUACUAUGAUAAACACACACGCACACACACACUUUUACACUCCCUAACACAUCAUCGACGAUGUACACUGUGAAAGAAACGCAACAACACACGUGUUGUGAAACCUCUUCAACACACACACACACACGCACGGUUCAUUUUCCAGGGACACGCCACUAAACGGACAUGGUUCAUCUUCUCACAACUGGAAUGGGAAAGGACAAGCGCUGGUCUGUGAGCUGAGGAGAAAGGAGAGACAAGGGAGGAGGAUCUUCACGGCGUUCUCCUCCCUUCCAGACUCCUCUUUGUUUCAGUGCUCUGUUGUUGGUGUUUUUUAUUUCAAUUUUGUCAACGAUGCCAUGCUCACUCUUGCCUGCCUGUCAGUGCAAAAAGGAGGGCACUGGUUCUCCGUGUCGCCCAGCAAAAAGAACGCCAUGUCAAAGACCUCCAGUGCUGAAUGUUGUGACUAGAACCAGAUAAGGUGAUGUCCUCCUCACUAUUAUAAUGCCCCACCACCAGUGUUUUUACAUGUGUUUUCAAUGAUGCCAGUAACGACAUCGCCACACUUUCUAAUUCUGAUCCAAGUUAGUCUCAUACCGCACUGGAGGUACUCCACUUCACACCCUGAGAACUGGUUUUAUGAUUAGGGCGUUAUUGGAGCGUUAUUGGAGCGUUAUUGGCGAUAGGUCAGUAUUUUUCUCCGUGGUUGUUACACGUCAAUGCCUCUCUAUUGUCGCAAGUGGUUUGAACUAGAAGUAUAAGCGAAACAGGUUGUAUAGACGUUUCAGUACUCUAAACGGUGCUAAGAGUUCCUACCACCAAAACGUUCCCAUUAGGUUCUGUAACGUUGGGGAUAGUCAUCAUUGUAAAUGAAUUGGUAAGAAUGGAGCCUUAUGCAACCUUCAGAAGCUAGUCGACGUAAUCUUCUCAUCUAGUGAGUGUUCCUUCCAGUGUCUCAAAGACCAAACCUUGUGACUCAGCCUUCUAGUUUUGUUGAUGACGACAACAGAGGCGUGGAGGGUUAAAGCCACAGAGAAGCUGUCGUUUUAAGACUGUUCCAACAGCUCUAGGGAGACAAGAAAGCAAAGGAUUGUUUUUGUUGUAUCAUCAGCACUCUAGAUUAAAGCCUGAGUCGAUAGCUGUG
This is a messenger RNA of Oncorhynchus masou masou (cherry salmon), 3589 nucleotides long. RefSeq names its product large neutral amino acids transporter small subunit 4-like. The record is from RefSeq and is a predicted model, not a curated record. Bases 390 to 2135 code for a protein of 581 amino acids. Lineage: Eukaryota; Metazoa; Chordata; Actinopteri; Salmoniformes; Salmonidae. The transcript has 15 exons. Gene Ontology annotation, molecular function: L-amino acid transmembrane transporter activity; neutral L-amino acid transmembrane transporter activity. Gene Ontology annotation, biological process: neutral amino acid transport; transmembrane transport.